Molecule: messenger RNA, 4087 nt
Organism: Radiomyces spectabilis
Lineage: Eukaryota; Fungi; Mucoromycota; Mucoromycetes; Mucorales; Radiomycetaceae
Exons: 10
Coding region: 157-3867 (1236 amino acids)
Cellular component (GO): Set1C/COMPASS complex
Molecular function (GO): protein binding; RNA binding; histone H3K4 methyltransferase activity
Source: RefSeq, a predicted model, not a curated record
AAAGAGUAAAAAGGGAAGAAAGAAGGGAAAAAGAAUAGAGGUGGGAAAAUUUAAACGUCCGCCACUUUUGCUGACGUGCAAUUAAUCGGACUUUUAUUUUCCUUUUUCACUAUCGUGUUGUGCCAGCUUCCAAAGCUUUUUUUAGUGCCUUUGCUCAUGGAUUCAAAGUGGUCUAUACAGAACACUGAGAGUUUGCCUGGUUCUCAGCGCAGCAAAUCUUCCAACACAGCUAAACUGGUGCGCAAUUACCGUAUUGUGUAUGACCCGGAGCUGGAUCGCAGCCAUGCCAAACAAAGCGCCACACCGGUAUAUCGAUUUGAAGAUGAAGUGGAUAAAUCAGUACAACCUCGAGAUCCACGAUUAGCUGUUCUCAAUUAUGGCAAACAGUUAAUUCGUGGUAGACGGCCACUAGUCAAAGCUCUCAAAAGAGUCCACUGGAAGUUUGAUGAACAUUCUGUAGGACCGGCUCCCCCGACGACGGUUUUACUCUCUCAACUGUCACCAUUAGCUACCGAAUCACAAAUUGCCACCUAUCUUUCAGUAUAUGGGCAAGUGGAACGCGUAGAGAUCGAAAAGCACCCAGCCACAGGCGGCUCAUUAGGCAUUGCUCGAGCAACGUUCAUCAACGAUGAUGAGGGAAAUGGUCAUACUGCUGCGUGUAAUGCGGUUGAGAAAGGCAACGGCCGCAAAAUGGGGUCCUCAUCUUCUGUCAAAGUGGAAUUCGAUCCAACUGGGGACAAAUUAAAAGCAGCCAUAGCCGAGGUGACGCAGUCACUGACCGUAUCAGGCACACCUACUACCACCACUACCACUGCCACUCAUACCACCACCGUCCCUCCUACCACACAAUCGACAUUGCUCAAACGUCCCUCCGAUGUAGAUAUUCAUCGCCGACCGUCAUCCCCACACCAUGAAGAAGGUGAAGUUGUCGAUGAUGAAUCCCCGCGACGAUCACGCCAUGAUUCCAUGUCAAUAAGAUAUGACCGUUCACGAGACUAUCGAUACGGAGAAUACCGCAGCUUUGAUGACGAUCAUCGAUAUCGGGAAGACCGAUAUCGCUAUGCGCCCUCCUACGGACCACCACCGCCACCGCCACCUUCACGGUAUGGAUCCAACUCGAGAAUCGAAUCCGAUCACUACGAGCCAGCGCCACGCAUAAAUCGACCGCCUUCCGCUUGGGGAAACCGACGGAGUCCGAGCAUUACUUCAGAGAAACGCUAUGCUUCCAGUCGUAGUCGAAGUCGAAGUCGCAGUAUCAGUCGAGAACCCAUGAGCUAUUACCCGAACGAUUAUGCAUCUCGAUCCACCCGUUGGGAACGUGACCGCCCGAGGGAUUUGGACUGGAAACGCGAGAGAGAAAGGGAGCGGGACCGCCCUCGACGUCGAAACGAUUAUUGGAUGUCGGAAGAUCGACGAUCGCGUGAGCGCCCUGCGUCCAGACCUUUGAGUGAAACCCAACCAUCACUCAUUAUCUCACGGAAAUGCUUACCUUUUAUGCGCGGUAUACUUGAAGAGUUACGCAAAGCAUUCUACCACUUUAAUUGUAUAGAUAUCUAUCAUGAUGCUGAUGACUGGUAUAUCGUAUUUGAUUCCAUGAAUGCUGCCAAGCGAGCCUUGGCCGCCACCGACAAGACGCAAGUACUGGGCUAUACCCUUGAAAUAUCGUUUCGACAACCAUUACUGCGUUCCGAUCUCCCUUCUGAUACGACGACUUCUAUUCCCGCUGCUUCGUCGACCGUCACCACACCUACAAAAGAGAAAGAAAGAGAAAACGAACCCAUGACCGUGGACACACCAAAGGUUGCAUCUUCCUCACAAUCACCUGUAUCGUCUCCGAUGAAAAAAGCAUCCCCUCCCAUGACGAAACAAGACAUUAUCAAGCUGUCCAAAGGAUUGUUGCUGGAGCAACUGGCGGAUGUGUUCAUCAAAGAUCUGAAAAACCGAAUUGUGAGCCCUAUCAUUUACGACUUUUUGAACCCAGCAAAUCGUAAGGCACGAGAAAUCAGAGAACCCGAGCCCGCUGCCACUGAACCCAAGCCAUCAUCUCGAACAUCCGAUGCAAAACCUGUGAACGACCAGGAAACCUCUUCCCCACCCACUUCUUCUCCAUCCGACAAUGUUUCAUCGCGUAGUAACAGCGUUUCCACCCCUCAAACCGCAUUAAACGCAGAGCAGGCUUUAUUGGGCGGUCCGUUACCCUCAUUGAGUCAUCUGCCACGGUUCAAAAAACGAACAUCAUCUUCCGCGUCUUCAUCUCAGUUGAAUACACCUGGUAAACCCAUGGUUCCUGAACCCAUUGCGGAAAAGAAGCGACCUGCGGAACUGACAGCGGAAGAGGGAGAAGGGGAAGAAUACGCGGCCGAGAUGCCACGAAGGAAGCGACAUGCGCCUUUACAGAACAUUUUUUCAAGCUCAGAAGAGGGCGAGUAUCAUUCAGGAACUGAAUCGUCGAGUGACGAUGAAACGGCCGCCGCGACACCAUCCGCCCCCGUUGCACCCAAAAAAGUACUUAAGCAGCAACCAAGACGGCUUCGUGACUAUCUCAGCGAUGAAAACGAUAACGAUGAAGAUCAGCAUGAUGCCUUUUUGCGUGAAUUGCACCGACAAGAAUUGAUGGAACAAGAUUCAAGCGAUCAUGAGCGUCGUGAAUUUAUCGAUGAUAGUGAAGAUAUGGAUGUCAAUCGACCCGCGGAAACGAAACGUAAGAAGAAGCAUUUAGUAGUGAAAUCCAGAAAAUACGAUACUUUUGAAGAGUCCUUUGACGAAGACGAUGAAGAGAUUCUGGCAUCCGCUCCGCCGCCCAAACGUAAGCGACCAGUAAAACCCCGUCGUUUACCAAAGAAGAAAGAAAGCAUGAAGGAAAAUGCUCGCGCGGAACCUCUGGAACCAAAAGUGUCUGUGGAUACCGAAGAAGAAAAACCCAUUGAUGACACCAUGGAGGAAGAGGAAGAAAAGGAGGAAGAAAUGGACCAGACGACCUGGGAACAAUUGUUGCUGGCAUCAGAUGAUGAGGAUGACGAAUUAUUGCUGAAAGAUGAGGAUCAGACGAUGGCGCUACAUGAAAAUCCGGAAUGGGAUCCGUUCCACCAAAUACAAGACAUUGAAGACUUUGAAUUUUUGCGUAACGUUAUACUGGAAAAGCUGCGUCCACAACAAGAAGGCGCGGAAGAACGUCCAGAUGCCAUUGAACCUGUGCAUGCCGAUACAAUGGACAAAAAGGGUGGAUGCGCUCGAGCCCGUGGCUAUUAUCCGAUCCCCGAUGCCGUGAAAGCCACAUACUUGCCCAAAAAUAAGGCAGUUUUUGAUACGCCGGCCGUGGCUGGACGUAUGACUUCACGUACGACCCGAGUGAACAACCGUCGUUUAGCUGUGGGCAUGGUGAUGCAAAAGAAAGCGUUGGCCGAUUCCGAUAUUCUCAAGUUUAACCAACUAAAAAGUCGCAAGAAACAACUGCGGUUUGCUAAAUCGCCUAUUCAUGACUGGGGUCUGUUUGCGGAAGAACAUAUUGAUGCGCACGAUAUGGUGAUUGAAUACGUCGGCGAAGUCAUUCGACAGCAAGUUGCUGAAGAACGGGAAAAGAAAUACGAACGUUGCGGAAUUGGCAGUAGUUACUUGUUCCGUGUGGAUGACGAUAUCGUCAUUGAUGCCACCAAAAAAGGAAGCAUUGCUCGAUUUAUCAACCAUUGUUGUACGCCCAAUUGUACCGCUAAAAUUAUUACGGUGGAUAAGCACAAGAAGAUUGUUAUUUAUGCGAAUCGCGAUAUCGAGCCUGGUGAAGAAAUCACGUACGACUACAAAUUCCCAAUCGAAAAUGAAAAGAUUCCAUGUCUCUGUGGUAGUGCAGGUUGCAAGGGCACUCUUAAUUAGAUUAUUCUGUUCAUUCGCUCUCGAGUCCCACUCACCAUUGAAAGGACACUUGUACCAUAUUUGGUUUCCUUUUUAUUCCUUUACUUAUUUUCUAUACUUCCUCUGCUUUUAUCAUUUCUCUCUGUACAUAAUUAGACAAAGGGUUCGUAGCACGUGGUGCACUUGUAAAAAUGACAACAACAAUAUAGUUCAUAAUGGUAAUAAACUUUGAUAUGCUGCG